GGCAGCGGCGCUACGGCCUACUCUUAUAUCGAAUUCCAACUGCCAAGGGAUCUUUUACGUGCACGCCAAUGUGUACACGGGACCUUGGUUUUUCGUCCCAUCCGAACGACUAGGCAGCUGUCCUUGUCAGGCCCUCCGUUCUGCAUCACUGACAAGGGGAAAUCACGCCGGAAAAUCGAGAUGAACUUUCUCGGCCAAUGCAGGGAUCGAACACCCGACCUCCAGGCUAGCGAGCCAGCGCCUUACCCACUUAGCCACGUGAUCCCCCGACUUAAAGUGCUCCAAGGUACCAAAAUAGCUCAAUUUAGUUGAAUAUCAUCCAAGAGUUGAUGUUACUAAGUUUAAUGAACAUGGAGGAAGAUAAUGUGAUAUAUUUGGCACACCUGGAGCAAUUUAAACAGGAUCUGGUUAAAACUUUGGGUCAAUUCCGUAAAGAUAAAAGAUUUUGUGACGUGAAUCUUUGGGUUAAUGACGUUUGCAUCAAAGCCCACAGAAAUGUAUUAGCAGCAAGAAGUGCCUACUUUGAAGCCAUGUUUUCUGGAAAUUUUCAGGAAUCUGAAAAUGGUGUUGUUGAUAUUGACAUGAGCCAUAGUGUAGAAAAUGUUGAACAUUUAGAAACCUUUGUGUGUGCUUUGUAUGAUGGGUGCUGUAAAGUAACAGCUUCAAAUGUAUCUGCUUUAUAUCACUUAGCAUCCUUUUUUAUGUUCGAGCAGCUUAAAGAUUGCCUAGUUGAUAAACUUUUGUCAAUGACAUAUAGCAGGCUCCAAAAUAUUGUACAAGCAUAUAUAUUAGCCUUAACUUAUGACAUAUCACUUCUUCAAGAAAAGUGUUUCACUGUUAUGGAAGGACGCUUCCAUGAUCAUUUUAUCUAUCAAGAAGAUAUAUUGAUAUUAUCAAUCAAUCAGAUGAAACUUCUAUUCACGAAAAAUGUCCAUAGAUAUUGCUCACUUUCAAAGAUUGUUAUGUUUCUGUUAAGAUGGAUUAACCAAAACUUAGAUGAUAGAGAAACAUACAAGUCUGAAAGUUUGGAAUUAAUUCAUCAUAUAGCUCAACAUCUAGAUAGUGUGUCCUUGACUAAAAUAAAUGUCUUCUUAAGUAGUCAAAUGGGCGAUGAUAUUACCAAUGAAUUUUUACAGAGUGUUCAAGAUAGAAUCCAUGCUAUCCUCCAUGCACGAGAAAUCAUUCCUCAAGUUUUAUAUGAAAAUGUACCAACAACCAAAAACCCUACUGAACUAUCAGGUAAUCAAGUUUUUCCUGUACAUUCAAACUGCCUGGUCCUGGUGGCACCUGGUCAAGAUGUUAUUUCAAAUAUAUGCAACAAAGAAUACGAAUAUAAAGAAGGCAAAAGAAUUAAUUUACAUCAGCAUUCUAAGGAGAGGCAAGUCAUGAAGCUGGCAAUAUAUGAUAUGGAACUGAAAAAUUGGUUGAAUGUUGGGGUUUUUACACCUUUUUCUAGAUUCGAUAAUAAAAACAAUUGGAAGGCAGCCACAGUUAACGAUCAUAUUUAUUUUGUCAGUCUGUAUCAAAAGUUGUGCUAUUCUCUGUGUCUUAAAUCUUUAAUAUGCAAGGAAAUUUGCAUUAAAUAUAUGUUGAAUACAUUUAAUGAGGAGGCCAAGAGUGCCAUACCUCUAUCUGUGGAUGGCAAACUUAUUGUUUUGGUUUCCAAUUGUGUGCCAGCCAGCAGAGAGAAUAGAACAAGUCCUGAUCAAUAUGUGGCACAGCAGAAAUAUUUUCAACUUGAAUCAGAUCUAACUUGGUCAUUGAAAGCAGAAGUAGAACAUAAACACUCAUCCACACCAGCAUCUUUGGUUAAUGCUUGUAGUAAGCAAGUUAUUGUCAUCAAGGCCAACAUAGUUAUAAGUCUUGGUAAAAAUUUACUAGAAAUCAAGGAGGGACACGUGUUUGAUUCUGUUACAUCAACAAUAAAGAAAUUUUCAGGGCCAUGUUAUCUUUCAUCACCAGUUCGUGUGCUUGUCAAGGGAGAUAAUUUACAUAUAGUAGAUGCUGAUGGUUGGAAAAGGAAAUAUGACUGGGUCAUUGAAGAAUGGAUGUUCCCAGAGAAAAUUGAUCUAUCUCUUGUUAGAUGGUGUCGGUCUGUAUCUAGUUUAGCAGAUUAUCCUUGCCUUUCUCAUGUAAGUACCAAUGCAGGAAAUGCUAUCUGGGAAAUAGCUAAUCAUGGAACAUUUGUCUAUAGCAACUAUUUACUCAAAAUAGAUGUUGAUGAAAAUGGGGAAUUCCAGACAACUAAACACACUCCACCACCCUUCCGAUAUUUUACAUUAUGUACAGCUGGUUUUUGUAGUAAUGAGCUGUUAAAAUCUCUCAAAGAUUCCCAAUAUAUGGAACCACAUCUCGUAUCAGAUAACUAUUAGUGUAGUGGAUGACCACUACUACUUACUUGUGUGACUUUCUUUGAACUAACAUAAAGGACUUGCAGGCAAAAACAUUUACAAGAAUCCUUUCAUAGCAAACUCAGCUGAAGAAUAUCACUGAUAAUGGAAAUAAAUGUUAUUUUGAAUAUUUAAUGUUUGUUAUUAAAACAAUUGACCUUAAAUCACAACAAGCCAGAUCAUAAACACAUAUCUCAACAGUGCUAUUUUAAUGUAAAGCAGCUUUAUGGAAGAUUAGAUAGAGCUGACAGUUCUUGCUAUAAUAGUUAAAAAAAUAGAUAGUGGAAAGGGAAUAUGCUAAAUAUUUCAAUCGAUUUACUCCACUCUGAAGCGAGAAAUCCUCAUUUUAAUAACACUGUAGCAUCGAUUGUCAUCAUUACCGUUGUUAAGAUAAUAAACAAAGUCUUGAUUAUUCAUUUUUAUAUUUAAUCAUCAAUGGCUGUUGAACUGCAGAUAGGGAUUCAAAUCUGUUGAAAAUCAGACCUGUCAGAUGGCAUCAAGACUUGAAGAGUUAAUUAUGGUCAUGUCACAUUUAAAGAUACAUUAUGGGAGAUUUUAAUAGAGAGUUGGCCAUUCUUGCUAUAACAGUUCAAAAAUAGAUGAAAGAAGAAUAUAUUGAAAAUUUUAGUCAAAUUACUUUAUUCUUAUCAAAGUUAUCACCAUUGUAAUUUUUGACUAGAAAUAGGAGUCAACUCUCUCUUCACCGUCUCCGAGAAUGGCCGAUCGUUUGACAGGCGUUAACUCCACAUACAUAAUCUCAAUUAUCAAGUAACGUUUUCAAUGGCUGUGGUACCGUUAGCCUACUCGGUUUGAGACGGGGUUGCAUUGGUUGCAAUUCAGUUCGUAUCACAUUUAUUUUUACUACAAAUCAAAAAUAAGACUUUUAAUAUAUAGACAAGAAGCGAAAGUUUGAAAGGAAUGGACCAAAUCAAUGAGGCAUAAUUAUAGCCGACUUCUUGUUAGCCUGCGUGUACUGUAACUGGUAGGUCUACGUAACUCCCGAAGCAGACAAAUACUAAUAGGAAAAAGUGAUCCAAUGGGGCUGCAAUUCAACUGGGGUGAUGUUAGCUACGAUGUUUAUCAAUUUCCAUAAUUUUUCUGUAAACGCAAGUGACAAACGAUCGUAUAAUACCGACAUCCAAACUCUCAUUUUAACCACAACUAAACAUAAUAUCAAGGCCGUAAUAUCGAACUUUCAAUCAAAUUGACUGACAUGCUGGCUCGCUCAACAGCGGCCUCGCUUCGUACACUCUAUCAUUUAGCCUCAAUCUAAAAUUUCCGGGAGUAUGACGUCAACCUAACGGUAAAUCUCUGCUUACAAUGCCAUUUAAAAAUUUAAUCAAUCAAUGAAAUCCUGUUUAAAUCCAAGCCAUCCGUGGGUCUACAGAGUUGAUUUUGUGCUUGUUGUAUAAAUAAAGAUCUAAUUUAUAAUUUCUAUGACAUCUGAAGCCUAAAUAAA
Patella vulgata (common limpet) is the source of this 3849-nucleotide messenger RNA. RefSeq lists its product as uncharacterized. Gene Ontology annotation, molecular function: protein binding. The record is from RefSeq and is a predicted model, not a curated record. NCBI's taxonomy places the organism in Eukaryota, Metazoa, Mollusca, Gastropoda, Patellidae. The transcript has 2 exons. Bases 330 to 2372 code for a protein of 680 amino acids.